AGAGCGAGGGAGCGUGGUGACGCCACUUCCGCCUGGGAGACGUGGCUCGGGGCAGCCAUCUUGUGUGGUAGAAGCCUCUGAAGGUAGCGGGAGCCCGACCGGAGAAGGAGCAGGAGACACCGCCGCAGUCAUGGUGCUCCUGGCGGCCGCUGUCUGCACCAAGGCCGGGAAGGCCAUCGUCUCGCGGCAGUUUGUGGAGAUGACCCGGACCCGCAUCGAGGGGCUGCUGGCAGCCUUCCCCAAACUGAUGAACACCGGGAAGCAGCACACCUUCGUGGAGACGGAGAGCGUGCGCUACGUCUACCAGCCCAUGGAGAAGCUGUACAUGGUGCUCAUCACCACCAAGAACAGCAACAUCCUGGAGGACCUGGAGACCCUCAGGCUCUUCUCUCGAGUGAUCCCUGAAUACUGUAGAGCACUAGAAGAGAGUGAGAUCUCUGAACAUUGUUUUGAUCUAAUAUUUGCCUUUGAUGAGAUCGUUGCGCUUGGCUACCGAGAGAACGUCAACCUGGCUCAGAUCCGCACUUUUACAGAGAUGGACUCUCAUGAGGAGAAAGUCUUCAGAGCUGUCCGUGAGACACAAGAACGUGAGGCCAAAGCUGAAAUGCGCCGGAAAGCCAAGGAGUUGCAGCAGGCACGCAGAGACGCUGAGCGUCGGGGCACAAAAGCACCAGGCUUUGGUGGGUUUGGCAGCUCUGCUGUGUCGGGAGGAACCACAGCUGCCAUGAUUACAGAAACCAUUAUUGAAACUGAGAAACCCAAAGUGACUCCAAUGUCAUCCAGGCCCUCCGGCUCCAACAAGGCACUCAAGCUUGGCGCCAAAGGGAAGGAAGUGGACAAUUUUGUGGACAAGCUGAAAUCUGAAGGAGAAAACAUCAUUGCCUCAUCUGUUGGGAAGCGGUCCUCGGACGCAGCUGCAGUUCUUGCUCCACCUAUUAACAUGGAGAGUGUGCAUAUGAAAAUAGAAGAGAAAAUUUCCCUGACCUGCGGCCGGGACGGUGGCCUUCAGAACAUGGAGCUGCAUGGCAUGAUCAUGUUGCGGAUUCUGGAUGAAAAGUUUGCCCGGAUUCGCAUCCAUGUUGAGAAUGAGGACAAGAAAGGAGUGCAGCUCCAGACUCACCCCAAUGUUGACAAGAAGCUUUUUACAGCAGAGUCUCUGAUAGGCCUGAAGAACCCAGAUAAGUCUUUCCCCAUAAAUAGUGAUGUGGGAGUGCUGAAGUGGCGGCUGCAGACAACAGAGGAAUCAUUCAUCCCGCUGACAAUUAACUGCUGGCCAUCGGAGAGUGGCAGUGGUUGUGACGUCAACAUUGAGUAUGAGCUGCAGGACGAGAGCCUGGAACUGAAUGAUGUGGUGAUCACCAUCCCUCUGCCGCCUGGGGUGGGCGCUCCUGUGAUCGGGGAGAUUGAUGGGGAGUAUCGCCAUGACAGCCGGAGGAACACCCUCGAGUGGUGCUUGCCUGUGAUCGAUGCCAAAACUAAGAGUGGCAGCCUGGAAUUCAGUAUUGCUGGGCAGCCCAAUGACUUCUUCCCCGUUCAUGUCUCCUUCAUCUCCAAGAAGAAUUACUGCAACAUCCAGGUUACUAAAGUGACCCAGGUGGAUGGGAACAGCCCUGUGAGGUUUUCCACAGAGACUACCUUCCUCGUGGACAAAUAUGAGAUUCUGUAACCCUUGCUGCUGCUGGGAUGUACCAACCAAGACUAAAACCUUUGGGGAAAGCGGACUGCAGCUUUUCCAUGUCAGGAGACACUGAGCUGUUCGUUUGCCCACCGACCUUUCCAGGGCAAAGCCAGACAGGGAGAGACUGCUUGCUUCUCUAGCACAGCUGGCUGGGCCCCCUUCCUCUUCCUCAUCUCCCUACACCUUUAAGCUCACUCCUCCUGUGCUUUCAUUCACAGCGGUUCUCCCUCCCCCUCCUCUCCCACUAUCCCCAGGGGAUCCUUCUCCUUGCAGGCCACUUAAAGCUGCUGAGAGUGGUGUGGCUGUUCCUCUUUUCUGCACCUUCCCUUUGGCCAGUGCACCAACAUGGCAGCUAGCCCCUCAGCAGUACCAGCUGCUGGCACUCCCUUUCUUGAUGCCAAGGAGCCUUUACCAGCCAGCCUGGCCUGGUGGCGGGUGCAGAGGAGUUGUUGGUGCUGUGCAGCUCCUUCUUGACAUCACCCCUGAGUGCUCCUCCCUUCCUUUGUUGCUGAGGCAGCUGCACAUCUGGAGGAAUGGCCUAUAGCUCUGGGGAGGGGAGCAGCCAGUGGCGCCUAGCACAUGACCGUUUGUGCCCCCUCCACCCGCUAAAGAAGUUACCAGCCUCUCCUGGGUCGCCUGGCUGCUGAUGUGACUCUUUCCAAAGUGCCCUGGGGGCAGGGGAUAUCUCUGUACCAUAGGUUAGUAUCUAUGAAACUUACUGAUCCAGCUGUGUUCAAGAGUUGUCUGUCUAAUUUUUAAAACUGAGUUUAAAUGUAGUUCCACCAUCAAAUUAGGUUUUUUUUUCUCUCCUAAAUUUACUUGGGGUGGUGGGGGUGAUAUUUAAAGAUUUUGUAACCCUGUAAAAUAAUGCAUUAGGCCUUAUAACAUUCCAGUGUACACACAGUCCCUGCUCUUGAAUCCAAUAAAAAGUAUUCUGCAAGGAGA
Messenger RNA from Sceloporus undulatus (fence lizard), 2623 nucleotides. It is a transcript of the gene ARCN1, whose product is annotated as archain 1. The transcript has 10 exons. The coding region runs from base 131 to 1666 and encodes 511 amino acids. NCBI's taxonomy places the organism in Eukaryota, Metazoa, Chordata, Lepidosauria, Squamata, Phrynosomatidae. Gene Ontology annotation, cellular component: cytosol; COPI vesicle coat. Gene Ontology annotation, biological process: Golgi localization; endoplasmic reticulum to Golgi vesicle-mediated transport; retrograde vesicle-mediated transport, Golgi to endoplasmic reticulum. The record is from RefSeq and is a predicted model, not a curated record.